UCAAUGGAGCGUAAACACAAUAUACAUGUAUGACAGUGAUAAUGGAUACAUAGAUGGAAUCAGUUAUAGUGUUUAGUGUAUUGGUAUGGUUCGCCGUUGCCUUGGAGAAACCGGAAGUGGAGGAAUUGUCCGUCCGUAUGCCAAAUGUCGUCGCACCUAAAGAGGAUGCAUUGAUGUGCCAUGCGUCGGAGCUGGAACCUGAAGAGGCAUAUAUAGUUGCGUUCAAGCCUCAUGCAAGCCGGGAUGUUGCGCAUCACAUGAUGGUGUACGGAUGUGGACAGCCGGGGUCCAACCAGUCUUCCUGGGCAUGCGGAGAAAUGGACGACACAUCGGAUAGGUCCGUCUGCGGUGACGGAGAAAGACAGAUCUUGUGGGCUUGGGCUAUGGAUGCCGAAGGAAAGGCAUUUCCUCCUGACGUGGGUUUCCGAGUGGGCGGGGACACGGGGAUCAACCACGUGGUCAUUCAGAUUCACUACACUCACGCAUCCAAACCCAAUGAAACAGACACAUCUGGGGUAACUAUUCAAUUUACGAAGAACAAAUUGACAUACCAGGCGGGGUACUAUGUUCUGUACACAUAUGGAUAUAUUCCUCCACACACGCAAGAUUACCAUUUGGAAACUGCCUGUGACUUUGUUCAAAACUACAGUAUCUUUCCCCUGGCAUACAGAACCCAUGCACAUUCAUUAGGCGUUGUCACAUCCGGUUACCAGGUUCGUGACGGACGAUGGACGGAGAUUGGCCGAAUGUCGCCUCAACUCCCGCAAACAUUUUAUAACGUAACAAAUCCGGGCCUGGAGGUAAAGAAGGGCGACAUUUUGGCCGCCAGAUGCACAAUGAGCAGUGAGAGAGACUUUCCCACAGUUAUAGGACCCAGAAAUGAGGACGAGAUGUGUAACUUCUACAUUCUAUACUACACGGCCCACCGUGGCCGCCUCCGCGUGCAGUACUGUCUGAGGGACGCUCGAACCUUCCACUGGCGCGACUACAUGUCGAACCUCCCGGCGUCCGCGAGCUCCACUUCCGGUUUGCCGCCAUUCACGCGUCACGACCCUCACGCAGCGGUUUCGACCUGAUAUAAAGGAUGACAAUGAUUUGUUGUGAGAAGCUGCAGGGGGAUUUGCUAUUGUAUAUGUUUUGCAAUAAAUCAAACGAGUUUUAGUGAAA
Mya arenaria is the source of this 1167-nucleotide messenger RNA. Its product is annotated as peptidylglycine alpha-hydroxylating monooxygenase-like. The coding region runs from base 54 to 1076 and encodes 340 amino acids. Gene Ontology annotation, molecular function: oxidoreductase activity, acting on paired donors, with incorporation or reduction of molecular oxygen, reduced ascorbate as one donor, and incorporation of one atom of oxygen; copper ion binding. Gene Ontology annotation, cellular component: membrane; extracellular region. The record is from RefSeq and is a predicted model, not a curated record. Lineage: Eukaryota; Metazoa; Mollusca; Bivalvia; Myida; Myidae. Gene Ontology annotation, biological process: peptide metabolic process. The transcript is spliced from 12 exons.